AUGUCAAGAUUAUCAAGACUACCUUAUUUUCUGUCAUACUUUCUAGGCUAUAGAAAACCAGAUCAUAAGCAAAAGAUAUUACCACUAUGGAAAAUUUGCUUUUGGUCGUUUUUGGCUGCUUGGGUGGGCAUUGCUGUAUUAGAGAUUAUAUUUGUCUAUGCCCCUUCAUUUCAAGCACAUCAUACGCCAAUGAUUAUUGCAUCAUUUGGUGCUAGUGCUGUAUUGAUUUAUGGUGCAAUUGAUGCUCCUUUAGCUCAGCCUCGAAAUGUCAUAGGUGGGCAGAUAAUCGGAUCAAUCGUAGGAGUUGUCAUUACACAAUUAUUCCUUGGUAUUAAGCAUAAUUGGCCCUCCGAGGAACAAAGAAUAGCCGUACAAUGGGUAGCUGGUGCUACUGCAAUGGCUACUUCCUUAGUUAUCAUGCAAUUGACCAAAACGGUUCAUCCUCCUGCAGGUGCAACUGCACUCAUCGCUGUUACGACGACGAAUGUGAUCGAUAUUAAAUGGUUUUAUAUUGGUGUUGUUACUUUAUCCGCUGUCAUACAAGUGACCAUUGGCUGCUUGAUUAAUAAUAUAGAAAGAAAAUACCCCUCCUAUUGGUGGAAGCCUAAUCGAUUACCUCUGCAGGUUGAUCCUUCUACAUUAGGCACUGUCAUGCCCUCGCCACCAGACUAA
Messenger RNA from Rhizopus microsporus ATCC 52813, 672 nucleotides. RefSeq names its product HPP-domain-containing protein. The record is from RefSeq and is a predicted model, not a curated record. Lineage: Eukaryota; Fungi; Mucoromycota; Mucoromycetes; Mucorales; Rhizopodaceae. The transcript has 3 exons. Bases 1 to 672 code for a protein of 223 amino acids.